Messenger RNA from Acanthocheilonema viteae, 2301 nucleotides. The record is from the annotation of a GenBank genome assembly. Lineage: Eukaryota; Metazoa; Nematoda; Chromadorea; Rhabditida; Onchocercidae.
AUGAUUAUCCCGCGUUGUACGUGGGAUAGUUAUUUACUAAGUCCUUUAGAGUACAGGGAUAAAGAAAAGUUUAUGUUUGCUCGACACUGUGUCACAGCAGAAGUAAUGAAGGAUGCAAAUGACAUUCAGUGGUUCCUAUUUAUUGAUGCUGAUAUGGGAGUGAUUAAUCCUAAUCAUUUGAUCGAAGAAUGGAUUGAUAAUAAUGUAAAUCUGAUCUUGUACAAUCGAAUUUUCAAUCAUGAAGUGAUGGCUGGAAGUUAUUUAGCUAAAAACACUCCAUAUUCCCGAAAAUUUCUUCAAUUUUGGGCAAACUAUGGACUGAAAUUGCCAUUUCAAGGUUUUGGUUCAGACAAUGGCGCAAUUCAUAAUGUUUUGCUCGAACUUAUAUUCCCGGAAAGAGUAAACGAAAGAGAGUUUUGUGAAAGCAUUUGGAUGAAUGCAAAGAAUUUUGAUGAUUUAAAUGUUUACGUUGUUUGUGUUCGUAACAUUAUCAAUGAAGCAACAAUUUGGCCUAACCAAUUGCGCAUUAUUCCAAAAGGUAAAGCAUGGGCUCGUGAUACCUGGCUUACAGAUUCGAUGUGGAGUGAACGAGAUUUCAUCCUGCAUGGUUGGCAAAAACGAAGAAUUGAUCGGAUUACAUUUGGUGGUUGGCCUUCGCCAUUCGUAUCGCAUAAUUUUAAUCUCACACUCUGCACUAAUUUUACUACAGUUUCCCUAAAUUGGAAAUAUAAAGAUACUUUUAUAAGGAGUAACGUUGAGAUAGAAGCAAAAAUGUUAGAUGAAGAAAGAAAUUUAAAAAAAGUUCGCUGGCUGGAAUACUGUCAGACGAUUUGCAUGCUAUUAACUUUAUUAGCAUUUGCUGAUAUUUACUCACGUAUCGGUGAUGUGAAGAUAAAGUGUCGGUUGAUGAAAAAUGAAAUAAAUUUGAAACGUAUUCGGCGUGACCUAAUACCAUCGCCAUCCAUUCAACCUUUGUUAAAUACAUCAAAACAUGACGUUUUGAUACAUUCUACAUCAAAAAUUAAGGCUAACGAAUUGCUUGAAAAAUGCUUAGAAAUACAUCAGUAUUGCACGGAGAAAUCAGGUAUUAGUCGUGGACCACCUGGACCAGUUGGACCACCUGGAUUAUCUGGAAAUCCUGGUCAGCCUGGACCACCCGGACGAGAUGGUCUAAUGGGGUUACCUGGACCUCCUGGUCCACGAGGACCACCUGGAAUACCCGGAAAACCUGGAAUUUGUCCAAAAUGUCCGGUUGCGGAAAAUUUUGAAAUGCUUCGUAAAACGGAAUGUCCAAAAAUUGAGCCAAUGAAAUGUCCAACACAAAGAACACCUGAUGGUGAAGGUGGACCGCGAUAUACCGAUCGUCAGCUACCAUAUUUUGUUAGAGUUAUGCUUUUAAAUGAUACUGAUUUAAUACCGGAAAUUGAUAAAUGUAUUCGUAUUUGUCUACCAAAUGUAACAAUACCAUAUGAAGCAGAUAUCUCAGCAACCAGUACUGAAAUACCGUAUAUCGAAGGAGCAACAGCACAUUGUUAUUUGGAUGAUGUUGGUAAACCGAUGUUUCAUGCUCAUUCUAAUACCUAUUACGGAUCAUGGAUGCGUGAUGCUUAUCCACAAAAUGGUCAGAAUAUGAUGAAACGUUGGAUGACAAAACAUUUUCAAGGUGAUAUAGUGGAGGAGUAUUUGGAUGAAGGCGAUAUGCGACGACAGCGCAUUUUUGUCACACAUCAUAUGCCUUAUUUAUAUGAUGGAACAAAUUUGAUAUUUUUCAAUGGCUCAAUAUAUUUCCAUCGUGCUGGCACUCCUAAAAUUGGAAAAUAUGAAUUACAUUCAAAAGUUUAUAAUGAAGUCUUAAUUGAUAAGCAUGCGGCCCAUAAAGGAAAUAAUUACCUUUUUAAUUUAUCGAUGAAUUAUUUUGAUCUGGCUGUGGAUGAGAAUGCAUUGUGGGUGCUAUUUCAUUAUGAAGAUGAAGAGUAUUUGUCUGUAGCUAAAUUGGAUAUUAGCAAUUUAACUAUUUAUGAAACUUGGAAUUUAACUUUGAUUAAUCAUACCGAAGUGGCAAAUGGUUUUGUCGUAUGUGGUGUACUGUAUUUGGUAAAAAGUUCGUAUGAAUUAAAGAGUGAAAUAGCAAUAGCAUACGAUCUCUAUCGUAAUAAAUACCGUAAGCCAAACAUUCAUUGGAUUAAUCUUUAUCGAAAUGCUAAUAUGAUAUCAUACAAUCCUUAUGAUAAGCGAAUUUACAUUUAUGAUCACGGAUAUUUGUUAACCUUACCAGCACGAAUCACUUGGAGAGCUAAAUAG